GUGCUUGAAGAUUGCCUUAUGCAUGAAUGCCUUUCGAUUAUUCUCAAGCCAUUGAUAAAAGCUGCUGAGGUUGGGAUCAUGAUGUCUGAUCCUGUUGGAAAUGUUUGGCACUGCCUUACUCCUCUCGCAGCAUACAUCAUUGACACCCCAGAGGCAGCUAUGCUUGCCUGUGUAUGCGGGAAGACCUCCCCAUUUACCAUGGCUUCUUAUCUGCAGUUUGGUGACAGUUUUCAGCACCCCCCUCAUACCCACUCUAUCACACUUGACCAGCUUGCCAGCAUCACGGUCAAUCCCACUGACCUUGAGGCAUAUUUUGAUGCCUGCACUGAAUACCGGCUAAACGGCAUCUGCACACCAUUCUGGAUGGACUGGCCACUCACUGAUCCCUCAAUCUUCCUGAUGUCAGAAGCACUGCAUCAUUGGCACAAGGAGUUUUUUGACCACGACUGUCAGUGGUGUCUAGUAGCCAUUGGCACCUCAGAACUUGAUUUCUGGUUCUCGAUCCUACAGCCUGUCACAGGUUAUCACCACUUCACUGGCGGAAUCUCGAAACUCAAACAAGUCACAGGGAGAGGUCACUGUGAUAUCCAAUGCUACAUCAUUGGCCUGAUAUCCGGUGCAGCCCCUCAUCAUUUUGUCAUCGCAAUCCAUGCCCUUAUAAAUGUUCGAUAUUUGGCACAGAGCCCU
Suillus discolor is the source of this 687-nucleotide messenger RNA. RefSeq lists its product as uncharacterized. The record is from RefSeq and is a predicted model, not a curated record. The annotation marks the transcript as partial. Lineage: Eukaryota; Fungi; Basidiomycota; Agaricomycetes; Boletales; Suillaceae. The transcript has a single exon.